This is a messenger RNA of Orbicella faveolata, 3417 nucleotides long. RefSeq names its product outer dynein arm-docking complex subunit 2-like. NCBI's taxonomy places the organism in Eukaryota, Metazoa, Cnidaria, Anthozoa, Scleractinia, Merulinidae. The record is from RefSeq and is a predicted model, not a curated record. Gene Ontology annotation, molecular function: protein binding.
AAGAAUAUGAAUAAAUAAUUAUUGCAAGUGGCUACACUUUUGGGCUCCUAAUUGCUGUAAUAUUAAAGCUCAGCUCAAAUGAUUUUACUGUAUACCAGCCUGCUGUUCCAUAUUUUAUCAUAAAGUGUGUCUAAGUCCUAUUGUCUUAUGAAUAAAUAGCUGAACAAUCAUUUGAUUUGUCCUUUAGGAUGGGGAGGAUUUCAUUAUGAAAGUCUGGACGUUUGAGCAGAUCAGCAAUGUGUUAAAAGUUGCAGGAGAAAGGAAAUGCCAAGAAGCCCAGGCUUGCCUGGAAGAAAAUCAAGACCCAGUGGUAAAUAUAAUGGGUGCAGCAUAUGCCGCUGUUAGCAGCAAUGACAGGCCUCUUCUGAAGGCACAUGCUGAUCUCAGUAAGGCACGAGAUGACUCGUCAGAGAAUGUGGAGGAACAAGAGGCUAGGUUUACACUGUCGCUUCUCAUCAGUGAAAUGGACAAACAACUUCUGGUGCAAUCUCACAACACUAUAGCCAAGGAAGUCAGACUUAAUCCUAGUGCUGUGCAGGUAGAUUACGAGCUCUUCAAAUCCCUUGCUGGUGAUGAGGAAGGAAAAUGUCUGGAAUAUAUUGAAUGGACACUUGAUCACCAGUUCAGCAAUGGCUGCCAUGCUCCCCCCUGGCAACAGGUUCAUGGUGAUAUCAGCUACUUGGAUGUAAAGCCCUUUGACACUGACAAGCUGACGAUCACGGCAAACACUGCUGGUUACUUCCUAAACAAAGGCUUGACACAAGAAGGACAAGUUAACUAUGAAAGGGAAGGAGAAGUGUACCCUACACUUGUGGCACUGCUUAAGGCCAAGAGUCCACAGUUUGCCUCUGCUAUUGAAAAGAAGGAGUUUACAUAUUAUGGCUCAUCUGAAGUAAAGCAAGACAAAACUGACAAGAUUGAGGAGACUGUGAAGGACGAAGAAAUGAAUGGAUCUGCUGGAGAAGAAGCUGCUGAUGGAGUGGAGGUUAAAAAUCAACAGAAUGCUGCAACUAAGACAAAAGCCAGCAAAGCAACACAGAAGAAAAAAGGAACUAAAGGAGGGAAAAAAUUUGAGUCAUCACCACGAUGGAAAAAUAUUAACAUUGAAUUUGGUGAAGACCUGGUUGGAAAGGAUGAGAAAAAAGACCAAGCAAAAGGCAAGAGCACUCCUGAUAAGAAACCCCCAUCACGACACUCCAAAAGCAGAGAAAUGGGUAAGACUACGCGAGUGUCAGUACGAUCACAGAUGAAGGGUGACAUAGAUGAAUACUUUAGUGAAAGUUCUUCAGAAAGUGAAGAGGAAGAGGAGAGUCAAGACAGACGACAGGAGUCAAAUGCUGAUUUACCAUCUGAAUACUGGCAGAUUCAGAAGCUGGUCAAGUAUUUGAAGAGUGGAAAUCAGACCGCUACCAUUAUAGCUCUAUGUGCCAUGCGAGAUUUCAAUCUUUUACAAGAGACAUGUCAGCUGGCCAUCAGAGAUGUUGGUGGACUGGAAGUGCUGAUUAACCUGCUGGAGACUGAUGAAAUCAAGUGCAAGAUUGGGUCUUUGAAGAUUUUGAAAGAAAUCUCAAGAAAUUCUCUCAUCAGGAAGGCCAUUGCUGACUUGGGAGGUCUGCAGACAAUGGUGAAACUUCUCCUGGGCUUCAAUGAAGAGCUGAAAUGUUUAGCCGCUGAGACCAUUGCUCAUGUGGCUAAAUUCAGAAGAGCAAGACGUACAGUCAGGCAGUAUGGCGGAAUUCGAAAAUUGGUGUCACUCCUAGACUGUGGAACCCUUACUAAUGCUUCAGAUCUGGAAGCUGAUGUGGCGCGGUGUGGAGCACUGGCCCUGUGGAGCUGUAGUAAGAGCACCAAAAACAAACAAGCUAUUCGUGGAGCCGGGGGGAUACCUCUCUUGGCAAGACUGCUCAAGUCUAGCAAUGAAGCUAUGCUGAUUCCUGUUGUAGGAACACUUCAAGAGUGUGCCUCUGAGGCCAGCUACAGACUUGCCAUUCGCACAGAAGGCAUGAUCGAGGAUCUCGUGAGAAACUUGAAGAGUGAAAAUCAAGAACUUCAAAUGCACUGUGCUAGUGCAAUCUUUAAGUGUGCUGAGGAUGAUGAAACCCGUGACCUUGUGCGAAAGUAUGGGGGCCUGGACCCUCUGGUAUCUUUGUCCUUCAAUAUUGAAAAUAAGGAGUUACUCGCCGCUGCCACGGGAGCCAUUUGGAAAUGCUCUAUCAGCCGUGAAAAUGUAACAAGAUUUCAAGAACUAAAGGCUAUCGAUCAGUUGGUAUCUCUGCUGAACGAACAACCAGAGGAGGUAUUAAUCAACGUAGUUGGAGCCCUGGGCGAAUGUGCUCAAAUCCCAGCUAACAGAACAACCAUCCGCAAAGCCGGUGGAAUACCUUCACUUGUGAACCUGCUGACCAGUACGAACCAGGCUCUCUUGGUCAAUGUCACUAACGCCGUGGGGGCCUGUGCGACCGAGCCUGAUAACAUGGCUAUUAUCGAUCGUCUUGACGGAGUUCGUCUUCUGUGGUCCCUUCUCAAGUCCAAUAACCCCAAGGUUCAGUCCAGCGCAGCUUGGGCCAUUUGUCCAUGCAUCGAAAAUGCUAAGGAUGCUGGAGAAAUGGUGCGUUCGUUUGUUGGAGGACUGGAACUAAUCGUUAGCUUGCUGAAGUCCGAUGACAGAGAGGUUUUGGCGAGUGUGUGUGCUGCCAUUGCUAACAUAGCUAAGGAUGAAGAAAAUCUCGCAGUGAUCACAGAUCAUGGAGUGGUACCCAUGCUGGCUAAGCUGGCCACAACGACUGAUGAUCGUCUGCGUCAGUAUUUAGCUGAAUCAAUUGCCAGAUGCUGUACAUGGGGUAAUAACCGAGUCGCUUUUGGCCAAGCGGGCGCUGUACCACCAUUGGUCAACUACCUCAAGUCAAAGAACCCGGAUGUACAUAGAGCAACCGCGCGUGCGCUACAUCAGCUGUCACGUGACCCAGACAACUGCAUUUCUAUGCAUAAUAGUGGAGUCGUCAAGUAUCUUCUUGAAAUGGUUGGAUCGUCUGACGAAGUUCUCCAGGAAGCCGCAGCUGGUUGCCUUGGCAACAUCAGAAGACUAGCAUUAGCCAAUGAGAAGGCUCGCUAUAACUGAUACACAAUUUUGGAUGUUGACUAGCGAGACUGUCACAUAUUUCGUUUACGUUAAUCUCGAGAUCGUUGGUGAUAAUUGGGUACUUUUUAGUAUUAAAAAAAGAAGGAAACUCUGUAAAGAUUUUGUACUAAAGCAUUACUCUUUUGCCAGCCUCUGUAGUGAUUACUUUUCUGAACUGUAAUAUAGCUAUACGGUAAUAAAAUCGUUUGUGGACAGAUGGUGUAUUGAAGCGUGGAGAAGAUAACUGUUGUAUUAUUUUUAACACAACAUACUCCUAAUAAAAAGAUAUUUAUUUCCUA